Messenger RNA from Botrytis porri, 1868 nucleotides. RefSeq lists its product as uncharacterized. The record is from RefSeq and is a predicted model, not a curated record. Gene Ontology annotation, cellular component: cytoplasm. Gene Ontology annotation, molecular function: oxidoreductase activity. The transcript has 2 exons. The coding region runs from base 196 to 1740 and encodes 514 amino acids. NCBI's taxonomy places the organism in Eukaryota, Fungi, Ascomycota, Leotiomycetes, Helotiales, Sclerotiniaceae.
UGAACUAUAAAACGCUUACAAAAUAUACUGCCGUCGCAGUAAUUCUGUCUUGUUUCCAGAUUUAUUCAGAAUAGCUAUAUACAGCUACGAAUCUCGAAGCGAGCGCCACUACAGCUUUGGCAUUCAAGACUGCUUCAUGCCAUAUUUGACUAAGACUUCUGGAAUUCAAAUUCUUCAUAUCAGUCUUACAAAAUCAUGUCAUUUAUCGUCCCUCAACUUGGUAGUCCACACAUACCACUUGCAGUAAGACAAGAAGCCCUUGACAGAGUAUUCGCAGAUCCUGGAAUUCCAGAUGCAGUUCAUUCAACAAAGUCAUUUUGGAUGAAAGAACCGCAUCCUGAUAUUGCAAGUGUACAAUCAGAGCACCUACCAAAAUUUGCCGAUUAUGUCAUUAUUGGUUCUGGAAUUACCGGAGCCUCUGUCGCACAAGCUUUGUUGGAGGGUCUCGAAACGGCGACUCCAUCAGACGUUCAAUCUUUAACACAUCCAAAAGUGAUCAUGCUAGAAGCUCGAGACAGCUGCAGUGGUGCCACGGGAAGGAAUGGUGGGCAUAUUUUGGAAACGGGUGAAGAGUAUGCCAUGCUUAAACAACGUUUGGGUAAAGAAGAAGCCAUCAAAAUCCAUAAGCUGCGCGUUUCUCAUCUUGAAGCGCUGAUCAAAAGUGCGGAGAAUUUGGGUUUGACUGAAGAGUCACAAGUUCGCAAAGUACGUUUUCUGAGUGUGUAUUUUCACCAGGAAGCUUGGGAGGAUAUUCGGAAAGAUAUAGAGCUGUUCAUGGCCGAGAUGCCGGAUGAUUCUAAAGGAUGGGGGUUUAUCGAAACCGAUGAAUUAGCAAAGGAGUUCGGAAUUUCAAAUGCCACUGGUGCAGUAACCGGAAUAGCGGGCGCCAUGUGGCCCUACAAAUUCGUCACCGGACUUCUCGCCCAUCUACGAAAACAAUCCCCAUCAGACUUCCUCCUCGAAACCAACACUAGCGUAUCUGAAAUCCACGGAGAAAAUGACUACUACGAAGUCCUCACCCCACGAGGAACAAUCAAAACCAAACACGUAAUCCACUGCACCAAUGCACACAUCGGGCAUCUAGUCCCCGGCAUCCAAGGCUGCAUCUUCCCCAUCGUCGGACAAAUGUCCGCCCAACCCCCCGGCGACAAAUUCAAACCCCAAAGCGACCACUCCUGGAUCUUCAACUACGAUCGCGGCUUCGAUUAUCUCACGCAACUUCCCGUCAGCUCGACUUCGAAUGGGGAAAUGAUGAUGGGAGGCGGAUAUGCACAGACUCAGGGGGGUGGAAUCCACGAAAUGGGUGUGAGUAACGAUGCUGAAUUGAAUUUGUAUGCCAACAUCCAUCUCCGCGGCGUUCUCGGGGCGGUUUUCGCACCGGAAAAUUGGGGCGCGGUGAAAGAAUCAGCGGUCUCGGCAAUGUGGACGGGGAAUAUGGGAUUUAGCACGGAUGGAUUACCAUGGGUAGGUAGACUCCCCGCAUCUCUCACCGAGAGGAAAACAACAACAAUGCAAGGAGCAGAAUGGGCAGCCGCCGCUUUUUCCGGCGAGGGAAUGGUCCAUGCGUGGUUAUCGGGGAAGGCGCUCGCGGAUAUGAUUCGUUCGUGUGAGGAGAGUGGGAGCGGAGACGUUAGUGUUCCCGAGUGGUUUCCGGAGGCGAUGGUUAUUACAGAGGAGCGAUUGGCGAGGUCGAGGUUAGCGCGCGAUGCGCAGGAGGAGGCGGAGCGUGGGCCUUUGUGAUUUGUGAUUUGUGAUUUGUGAUAUUUGAUAUUUGAUAUAGGAGCUACGUAUUUGUAUGAUCGGUUAACAAUAUGAUGUCUAUGAUCUUAAUAACGAUCUUUUGUCAAUCCUGUCAAUGUCAAAUCUAU